Strongylus vulgaris is the source of this 294-nucleotide messenger RNA. The record is from the annotation of a GenBank genome assembly. NCBI's taxonomy places the organism in Eukaryota, Metazoa, Nematoda, Chromadorea, Rhabditida, Strongylidae.
AUGCUUCAGAUGCGGUACGAACCCUUUCGAAUGGCGCGCACUGAGGAACUCUCCGAAAUCGCUCAUCGAAGGGCGAUUGCUGCUGUGGAUUGGGUGGACAGUCUAACAGAAAUCGCAGAAGUAGCCGAGACGGAGGACAAGGUAGCUCUUGUGAAAUCCUGCUACUCUCCGCUGACUAUUUUCAACUUUUCCGCUCGGACGGCUCAAAACACUCCUAAUCCUGACAUUCUUUGCUUGUGCAGUCACUCCUAUGUGCCGAGACGUUUACCGCCGGAGUUCAACGAGACAAAGUAA